This is a messenger RNA of Annulohypoxylon maeteangense, 1177 nucleotides long. Its product is annotated as flavin reductase like domain-containing protein. Lineage: Eukaryota; Fungi; Ascomycota; Sordariomycetes; Xylariales; Hypoxylaceae. Gene Ontology annotation, molecular function: riboflavin reductase (NADPH) activity; FMN binding. Bases 76 to 1152 code for a protein of 358 amino acids. The transcript is spliced from 2 exons. The record is from RefSeq and is a predicted model, not a curated record.
UUAUUUCACAACGCUGACGACAUAGGAAGAUCCCAUUCCCGCUUCAAAAUUAGCAUUGGUCUUCAAUGGACUGAGAUGAAGAGUCUCCGUGGUCUACGGUUGGCUUUUGAGUCUGUAAGAUCACGACAUGUCUCCUUCAACGGGAUUAAUAAGAUACCGAAAGCUCGGGCGAGUUUUAUGACGUGGGGAAGACUUUGGGGAGCGAGUGAAGAUCAGGCCAAAUCUUCCAGAGACUCCGCCUCCGAGUCACGCCUCCAUGAGACGAAACCUUCGGAGCAUGGGCUUUCACAGCCUAUGCGCUCCGUCAUGCGACAACUACCUCAUCCUGUAGUCGUUAUCACGACUCUCGAGAACACACGCAAUCUUACGAAGGUUGACGAGUUGUUAGAUGACAAACUACCACCACCGAUCCCCCGAGCUAUGACCGUCUCCUCUUUCACCUCCCUAUCCAUCAAUCCCGUACCAAGAGUGACUUUUAACAUCACUCUGCCGAGCACCACCUACAAGGCGUUAGCGAAGUGUGGAAAGUUCAACGCCCAUAUUCUUAGUGGUGAUAAUCACGGUGCGAGGAUAGCGGAUCUAUUCACGAGAGGUAACAGGCCUCCGCCUACCACACAGAUGUCUAAAGAGAUGGAGAAGACACCUGAGAAUGCAAAUGGGGGAGAUCUUGGGGUGCUCGAGGGUCUACAAAGUCUUGGCGUCCGGGUAAUAGGACGAGAGAAAUGGCAGAAAGAGUGGAAGCUAGCAGGGGACUACGGGAGGAAAGUGCUCAAUACAGUUAAGUCAGGGGGGUACAUAAAAGAUGUUGCAAUACCACCAGCGGGCACGUUGCCAGUCUUGAAGGGUCGAGGCAUCUCGCACGUGUUAAAAUGCAGAUACCGUCACCUAUCACCCCCUGUGGACGACGACUUCGAUCAUCACGCCAUCGUUAUUGGCGAAGUUGUGGAUGUGAUACCGGGCGGAUCUAGAGACGAAAGUGGUAUUGCACUUGCGUAUGCGGAUCGAGCAUAUCGACAGAUGGGAGAGACACUAUUAGAAAGAUUAGAAAGACCGACGGCUGAGCAAGUGGCUCAGACGUCUACAGAAGAAGACACCACUCCAAAACCCGACACUGUACCUACAACCAAUAUAGACGACCAAAAUCAGAGUUAAUACAAAGUUCACGAAAUCUUGAGUA